This is a messenger RNA of Cheilinus undulatus (humphead wrasse), 1092 nucleotides long. RefSeq names its product apoptosis regulator BAX-like. The record is from RefSeq and is a predicted model, not a curated record. The transcript is spliced from 6 exons. Lineage: Eukaryota; Metazoa; Chordata; Actinopteri; Labriformes; Labridae. The coding region runs from base 90 to 668 and encodes 192 amino acids. Gene Ontology annotation, biological process: mitochondrial fusion; intrinsic apoptotic signaling pathway in response to DNA damage; release of cytochrome c from mitochondria. Gene Ontology annotation, cellular component: mitochondrial outer membrane. Gene Ontology annotation, molecular function: protein heterodimerization activity; channel activity; protein homodimerization activity.
CCGCUCCCCUUUUGAGCAGCUGUGCCACAAACAAAUAAAAAUCGUCACAUGAUUGUGCGGAAGUACUAACGAUCCAAACACACAACAAGAUGGCAUUACACCCGGGAGGAGGUGAUAAAGGUAAUACCACAGACCAGAUACUGGAAGUGGGAGCUGUUUUGUUAAAAGAUUUCAUUUAUGAGCGGGUUCGGCGGCAUGGAGAAGGUAAUGCCACAGUUACAAGGGCACAGCUGGGUGGAGGAGAGAUAUGUGACCCAAGCCAUAAGGAGCUUGCCAAGUGCCUACAGAAGAUUGGUGACGAGCUGGAUGGAAAUGUAGAGCUCCGAAGGAUGAUAAACAGUUCUUCGCUCAGCCCCACAAAAGACAUGUUUGUGAAAGUAGCCGUGGAGAUCUUUUCAGAUGGGAAGUUCAACUGGGGCCGGGUGGUUGCUCUGUUCUACUUCGCCUGUCGCCUUGUCAUUAAAGCUCUUGUGACCCAAGUUCCUGAUAUUAUCAGAACAAUAAUCAGCUGGACCAUAGACUACCUCCGGGAAAAUGUAAUCAACUGGAUCAGGGAGCAAGGCGGCUGGGAGGGCAUUCGGUCCUACUUCGGCACUCCCACGUGGCAGACUGUUGGAGUUUUCCUGGCGGGUGUUCUCACUGCUGUUGUAGUCAUUCGCAAGAUGUGAGGGGUAGGAGGAGAGCUGACAUGAGCAGGAUAGGAAUAUAAGUGCAACCCAAGGAAAAGGUGAAGAAUGUGGCAGAACAUUUGAAAGAAAACCGAAGAAGGUAAUGGCAGAGUGAACAAGUGGAACAAGAAGAAUCUUCAAGGAAUUUGGACACAAGGAGCGACUUUUCGCUUCCACCUUCCUUUUAUUUCCAAGAUGGAGUCAGACUGAACGCAGUGCUGUACACAUGAUCCCUAAGCCACUGAGGGAGUAAGCGAUGCAUGAUUUCAUGCACAAGAUGGUGGGGUUGGAGAUUUGGUCAGACUUGAAGAGAAAUGCUUUUAAUUAAUUUAUUUUUUACUCAGUACAGGUAUAGACAAGUCACUGCAACAUGUUUUCUGCCCAUACACAGGCAGAAUUUUUCUUUCCUUUUUUCCAUAUUCAA